This is a messenger RNA of Phymastichus coffea, 6315 nucleotides long. Its product is annotated as protein BTG2-like. The transcript has a single exon. The record is from RefSeq and is a predicted model, not a curated record. Bases 569 to 1105 code for a protein of 178 amino acids. Gene Ontology annotation, biological process: negative regulation of mitotic cell cycle; negative regulation of cell population proliferation. Lineage: Eukaryota; Metazoa; Arthropoda; Insecta; Hymenoptera; Eulophidae. Gene Ontology annotation, cellular component: cytoplasm; nucleus.
AAGGGGAGGCAGUCGAGCGAGCGCGGCAGCGCAGCGGGGCUACGGAGAGAAAGAGACGGGCGCGCCCAGUUUGGCAGCCAUUGGCUCCCCACUGCCGCGCGCCGACGCUUCCGUGAACAAAGAGCACUAGCUGCCUCGAGCGCAGCCAAGUUGCCGCGGCAGCAGCGCGACCCGUCAGAACGUCCUCGGCAGUCCGGCUAGCUGUAUUCAGGCGCGCACUGCACGAACGCACUAUUGUGCCGAGCAGCAAGCACGACGAGGAUCGUCGACCCAGCGUGUAUCGAGAAGAGCAGUGUGCAGGCAAACGACGGUGUACGGAUUGUGCGACAGCUAUCCGUGCCAGAAGUGAAAGCAGCGCGCCGCGAAACGCCAUACGUGUGUGUGUGUGUGCGUGUGUGUGUGUGUGUGCGCGCAAGACUCGGCAGCCAUUUUGUCAGCGCUCGCUGCGACGGUGCGUGUUCGCCGCAAGCUGGCUCAAACUGCUGCGCACAAGCGGGCUAAGGAGCAAUACGACUACGGUGAGAGUUAGUGGGUCGAACGGAGAAGUCAGCACCGUGGACCAGUAGCAAUGAGGUUGGAAAUCAUCUCGGCGUCGGACUUCCUGGUGCAGCUGCUGCGGCUGCAGCAGGGACAGCUGAGCGAGGCGCAGCUGCAGAUGUUCAAGCACUCCCUGCAGGAGGUGCUGCGGCGCCGUUACACCGACCACUGGUUCCCGGACAAGCCGAACCGCGGCAGCGGCUACCGCUGUAUCCGCAUCAACGGCAAGAUGGACCCGGUGAUCGCGCAAGCGGGUAUCAACGUGGGCCUCGGGCCGGGCAUGCUGCAUUCGCUCUUCCCCAGCGAGCUCACCAUGUGGAUCGAUCCGGCCGAGGUGUCGUACAGGAUCGGUGAGAACGGUAGCAUCUGCGUUCUCUUUGAAGGUUGCGGGGAGGAGUUGUCCUCCGGCAGCGAGUCGUUUGACGAGCCGAUGCCCAAGGUCGCGCCGCAAUUUCUCCACCAGACCAGCCACUCGAGUCAGCAGGCCAACUUUGAGAGCUGCAAGGACUCGCUGCUACUCGAGCACACGCAGUUCAGCGAGCAGAUCGCCGCCUUCGUGUCCAGUUAAAGCUCCUGCUGCCGCCGACGCCGCCGUCGCCGCCACCGCCACCGCCGCCGCCGCCGCUGCUGCUGUCCAUCGCGAGCCACUACGCGCAGCCAGGAUUAUUACUCUUACGAUUACUACUCUUAAACAAUGAUUUGCAUCAUAGCCCCCAUUUUUAUUUAACUGUGUCUGUGUCUGAAAGGAGAGAUUGCAUUUGCCGAGAGAAUGAGGAGAAAAAGCUGGCACAACCCAACCUCAUCAGCCUUCCUUUAUCACUGUGUACAAAAGUGUACGUUUCGCGCGGUGCCGACGCGCGAACGCUGCGGUUCGCGCAGCGUGUGUUGCUCGUCGUCGCGUGCGACGGGGCCAGGAGUGUUCGAGCGACGGCACGGUUCGUGACUGCCGAUGAUCUCAGCAACAAGGGAGAGGAUGCUCGUCGUAGCCGUCGCCGCCACCGUUAUCAGCUGCCACUGCGAGUUCUUUGUUUUGUUCCGAUGCGUCGCCCGUCAUAGAGUGCGCUCGCGGCUACUGCAACAGCGGCAGCAACAACCAGUUUCUUCGCCAAUUGUGUAUAUUGUAUUAUUAUUCGGUUGAAUAACGUGAGUCGACAAAAACAAUGAAGCUGUGAUUUUUUUCUUCGCGAGAUUUAUUGAUCAGAGAGAAGAAUGAGGAAAAUGUUAACUAAAUUUCUUUGGUUUUGGUGUACAAGUGUAUGCACGUAAGAUAUGACAACGGGGUGCGAGUGUCUGUGUGCGAGUGACGUUAUAUACAUGCGUUUCAUUGUGCGAUCCUAGUGGCUCCUUUUGCUGGUGAUUGUUCCCUCAAGGACAUUAAUUAUUUUAUCCCUCUUUUCUACGAUUCUCGCGAGUUUUCCAGUGGCUUGGAUUUUUCAUUAUUUAUUGGCUGCUCCAAAACAAAAGCCGUUUAAAUUGUAUCAUACUCGUCACAUAUAAUUUAUAGUAAUAACUCAACGACAAGCUUGAUUAUAUCGGUUCAACAUAAAAUUUGUAAAUAUUGUAAAGUGUAAAAGUGAAAAAAUCAACGGCUUGUUUCUUUUGGACAAUCCCACAGAAACGCACGCGCUGAUAACACAGCGAAUACAAGACGACGUAAAAAGUUUGAAACACCAUAGGAGGAGCCACUUCUCCAGCGACUAGGAUAUUAUCCUUCGUAAAUAUGUAAACAAUGUUAUAGUCUUUCCUUAUGAUAUAUAAAAAGUGAUAGAUUUCUAUAUAAUGCAAAACAAACAAAAAUAUAAAGUUUACAAAUAUUAAUGAGAGCGAAACGUCUCGUCUCUUUUUUUUUUUUAUUUUUUGAUUCACCAUUCUACAUAAGUUGCAAUUUACACUAAAAGGUCGGAUUGAUGAAGAGUGCAUUUCUUUUUUUCGUCUUGUAUACUUUCAUUUUUCUUCUGUAAUAGCUGAUCAUUAUAUAUAUUAUAAAUAUAUAUUUACAAUUUUUUUCAUUUUUCGUGUGAGUGCGCGUGAGAAUGGAGAGAGACUAUACUGACUGAUAUGAACGAGAGAAAUAUCGCGCUCGGCGUCGGAGAAUUCAUUAAGGCUCUUGUACGUAUGUAAAACGAUAAACAAAAAAAGUAACAAACAAAAUGAUAUGCUAAAAGAAAAAAAAGAAUAAAACAACCCACCUGUGAUUAUAUAGCGUUAUAUAGAGGAGAGACUAGGACUGCGUGAGAAAGAGGCACAUACAUGUAGCGUCAGUCGAGCGGACGCUGGAAAGCCCCCGGCGGAGCCUUAUACGUGCGAGAUUUAUAUAUUGUACAUUAUAUGCCACGAAACAAUUGUGUAUAUAGAAAAAAAACGCGAUACAUUCGAGAUUUCUUCAUAACUAUAUACAUACAUACAUACGCGCUCGCGCGCGCGCGUGUGUGUGUGUGUGUGUGUGUGCGUGCGUGCGUGCGUGCGUGCGUGCGUGCGUGCGUGCGUGCGUGCGUGCGUGCGUGCGUGCGUGCGUGCGUGCGUGCGUGCGUGCGUGCGUGCGUGUGUAUGUAUGUAUGUAUGUAUGUAUGUAUGUAUGUAUGUAUGUAUGUAUGUAUGUAUGUAUGUAUGUAUGUAUGUAUGUAUAUAAUAUAUUUGUCAGCGAGAGCGUGUUUUUGUCGAAGUAUGAUAUUACAAAACUUUUUGUAAUUGCUUUUUUUGUAUAUUUUGUCUAUAAAUGCCUUAGAAUAAACCACUUAUUCUUCAUAAUAAAAAACACAAGCGCUUUCUCUUUUAUUUUCAAUCUUGAGAUUAAUACGCUUGCAUACACACGGAUAACACAUUGUUAUAUGUUUUUUCAUUUGCUCGUUAAAAUGCUCAUUCGAUAAGCGUGCGUGAAGGCUCCGCAAGUUCGAGUCGAAGCUCGACGGCACCUCUCAUAAGUAACAAAAAAAAGAAAUCAGUAACAAGAUAACGAAUAAAAAAAGAUAUAUAUAAGCGAAAAAAGAAGGUGACACCGGCAAAUAAAGUAUAUAUGUUGAAAGAAAAGCGAUGCACACGCGUCCGGGGAUACAGAGCUGCAUGUAUAAAUAUGUAUAUGUACUAAAGAGUAUACACGAUCGACCGUACAUACAAUGUAAUAGUAAUAACAUUUGUUUCCAUUAAUACUACGUUUGUCCGUUUUCAUUGAGUCAACGAAACAAUUCCUCUUCCAUACGAUAUUUAUGUAACCAUUGGGCAGUGCACGCGGUGCUCCAACACGAUCCUUCGCGAACGCGCACAAAAUAGUACAUUUGAAUAUUGGUGCAAGAAAGUAAUUGCACGUGUACCUAAGAUUAUUUUUCGAUACGACGUGUGUGGGGCGAGAGUCGUUAAAUCGUUAAAGAGUUAGGCAUGUCGAAAGUCCAAUCCCCACGCACGGUCUGUCCAAAAAUAUCGAUUGCGCGUCGUGGUCGUCGACUACUGCUUCAUUCAUACGAUUUUCCGUUUCUCCCUGAUUUUAACUGUUCAUUUGUCCUGCACACUUGCGAGAGAAUAUUGACGACGAUUCAUCGCGAGAGGGAGGGUCAGCCUCUCGCGACGAUUAUCGAUUAUUGUAUGAUAAAAACACAGUGGAAUGAUGAGAAUUACGAACGCAUUCGUUGACUGGAUCGCGACUGCGGUGUGCGCUUAUUACUAUGUAUACAUAAUUAUAUAUGUGAUCAAGAGCGAUAUAUAACGACGAUAUAGCAAGCCGAGCGUUGUAAACUAAUUAUAUACGCAUACACGAGUCCUUUUCAGGAAGAAUUUGUACAAAUGAAAGGCCAUCACAUACAAGCCGCAGUAGCCAACACGAGAUGAUGAGCGGCCAAGCGGUAGAUGAGCCAAGUCUGUGAUUUUAGCUUGGUUAAUUCAGUAUUUUUUAAAAAUGUUACGAGAAAAACACGAAAGAAAUAAACAAUCACGAUCAAAAACCAAAAAAAAUGAAGAAAAAAAAACGAAAAACAAGCAUUAAAUUAGAUGAGAAGUUUCAUUCCCGACAGACAAAGAAACAAAAAAGAAACAAAAAAGAAAAAAAAGAAACAAAAAAGAAACGCGAGAACGCGAGCGCGAGGAUUUUCAGUGUGAAUGAGUUUGACUGUGAAUAAUUACUCUGUUUAAUAAAGGGGGUGAGAGCAAGAAGAAAACAAUCGCGACUUCAUUUCUUUAUUCUUUGCGCGUGUGUGAGUGAACGGAAAAAAGCAACAGUGUUUUUUCUUUUUUGACGUAUCGUCCUAUUGCGAUCCUUCUUCAUUUCAAUUGGAUCAUCCGAAGAGACGAAAAACGGUGAAGAAACGAGCGAUAAGGGAGGGCUUGCGAGGGAUAUAAUGUCUUAACAGCCUUCGAAUCUCGAACGAACGGAGCUUAAACCAUGUUCCUCUGAAAAAAAGCAUACAAAGCAAAGAAACUUGAACUGCCUUUUCGAACCGAUAGCCCUUUUUCCUUUAUUCGCGAGAAAAAGAAUAACGACUUGUAUAAAGUUUAUUAUCAUUAGUGCGUCGAUUUUUCCGUGGUUCAGGAAAGAUCGGCCAUACUGUAUUGUGAUUAUAUUAUUGUAAAUAUUGCUAAGGGGGGAUUGAAUAAAUAGUCGUGAUAAAAAAUUAAACAAAAUGACGCGCGCGUGAUAAAUAAUAUUCAAACGAGGAGGGUUUUCGAGGAGCUAACGCGAUCGAGAUUCGGAGGCCAAGUGAUUUUUUUGAGAUAAGCGGAUUUUUAGAUUUUCACACGUAGAUGACGAUACACGCAAUUCUUACAUGUAAUACACGUGAAGUAAGCAACAAAAGCUGUUUCUCCGUCUGAUGUUCAUUGUCAAAAAGCAUUGUAAUGUACAAAAAUCUCUGGGUAGAUUUGUUUCGAUGCCGUGUACACGUAAACAUUCAAUUAUGUAACUUAACACUCACAAAAUAGGUUGUAAGGCACUAAAACAGAAUGAAAAACCAUUCGACAACAAACAACAAUUCGGAGGCGUAUUGUAUUGACGGAAGAUAAUAGAGUGAAAAAAGCUCUGCAUUGAUCUAUAAUUACGAUAUCUCUAAGAUUAAUUGUAUCAUCAGUGUAUGAUUAUAUUUAGUUGGUAGGUCUCUCGUACGCACGAUAUUUUACACACAUGCGCGUGCAUGAAAGUGUGGUGUGGUGUGGUGUGGUGUGGUGUGGUGUGGUGUGGUGUGGUGUGGUGUGGUGUGGUGUGGUGUGGUGUGGUGUGGUGUGGCGUGGCGUGGCGUGGCGUGGCGUGGCGUGGCGUGGCGUGGCGUGGCGUGGCGUGGCGUGGCGUGGCGUGGCGAGGCGUAGCGAGGCGUAGCGUGGCGUGGCGUGGCGUGACGUGACGUGACGUGACGUGACGUGACGUGACGUGGCGUGACGUGCGUGGCAUGGCGUGGUGUGGUAUGGUAUGGUGUGGUGUGGUGUGGUGUGGUGUGGUGUGGUGUGGUGUGGUGUGGUGUGUGUGUGUGGUGUCUGUGUGUGUGUCUCAUGGAAGAUAUGCUUGUACAUACGCUCUCGAGCUCGAAAAAAUUAAAAACUUUAACAAAAAUGCGCGAUGAGUGCAUGAGAGUACUUGAGAGUGAUUGAGCGAAUUAUAAUUAUUAUAUAGCGACACCGAUGUGUCGAAGUAUGCGCGGCGAAGUAUAUAUGCGAGAGAAGAAUCUAUAAUUUUUUCGACUGUUUUUGUACAGAGAUACACAAAAUAAUGAUGAUAUUAAUGAAAAAAGGCAAAAAAAAUAAAGAAAACAAUGAGUCGAAAAAGGCCUUGUGCUUAUAAGAUUUCAUUGAUACGAAAAAUAA